This is a messenger RNA of Amoebophrya sp. A120, 2717 nucleotides long. The record is from the annotation of a GenBank genome assembly. Lineage: Eukaryota; Dinophyceae; Syndiniales; Amoebophryaceae.
GAACUGAUGUGUUUCACGGUCAGCUCUUGUGACACGCUCGUCAAAGAGGAGCACGCACACGAACGUACUCUCAAUACUUACUCAUCAGCAUCCAGUAUCGGUCGUCACAUAAUCCAUUUCGGUUUUGCUUUUGGAUGCCCUCGGUAUUUCAACUACAUCAUGUUUUUUUUUCGCGUCGAGGGCGAGCUGAUCGCAAGUUCUCACCCCCAAGUGUUGCAGUCCAUGGAGCCAGCCAUUUACACAAAUUGGUACAUGAGGUUUCUCUCUCGAGCUUUGAUCCACCAUUUUUCCCCCGUGGCUGCCCUUCUGUGACAACGAAGGGGAAAGUCUCAUUCUACCCGAAAUACAACUACCACUUGGCCGCUUUUCCCAUUUAGAAAUUUGCGACACGACCCAUUGCUCCUUCUAAAGCUUUGAAUGUAGAAAACUUUUGCGCUCGUCAGCACAAGUAUGGACGAAGCUGAAUUUGAGUCGGUGGCCAGCAACGAGGGCCAAGAGGGCGGCCCUCUGACCACGCCCAAUGUUGUCGCCGGCGAGCUUGUAACGAAAGAACAAAAGGAAAACCUCUUGCAGGCUUUCCGCGCCGCGACCCAGCCGCUACUGGCCGGGAUACCAUCUUUUGAAAACAACGACCACGCCCUGAUCCGGUACUUGCAGGCGAGAAAUUGGGACUUGAAAAAAGCGGAGGCGAUGCUGCAAAAUACGCUAAGCUGGUAUGGCAAAUACGGCUUACCCUCGGCGAGGGCCGACGUAAAACUGGUCGCCAUGCGCUCGGCCUGUUGGACCUUCUUAGGCCGGAACACCAACGGCGAGCCGAUUAUUCUGAUUCGCACCGGCUGCUGGAACCCGCAGGAUUACAACAUGGAAGAGUACGUGAAAUACCUGCACUUCUUCCUUCGCAACGCGAACGAGUGGGUGGAGAGGUCGUGUCAAGUCCGGACCGUGGCAAACUACCAGCAAGACCUCCUGUUCCCCCAGCACAUGGACUACGGGGACAUAAAUGUGCACUAUCCCUUCUGUCGCGGGUAAGUGGAGAGUUUGAGUCAGACUAAUCUUCGCUUUUUCUUUUUCAAUCUUCGCAAUUCUCACUUACUUACUUUGAAGCUCUUGCUCGAAUGUUGAACUUGAAGCUAGCUGACGUCGGGCUGUUGCCCAGUGUACGGGUCAAGCAAGCGGUCGUGCUGCCUGAAGAACAUGAACAUCACAUGUCUGUGGGCUUCAUCUUCAACUUGAAGUUAGAUCGAUGAAAACAAAACAGGAUGGUCGUGCUCUUUGAUAUGAAAGGAUGGGGCGUGUGGAUGACGAAGUACUUUGGCUACAUCCGACAACUAGUCCAAUCGGUGCAAGACCACUCCCCGCAAAUGCUUGCCAAGGCCUACCUGUGCAACGCACCACGAAUAUUUCAAGCGGCUUGGCGGGUAUUAUGUUUUUCUACCUAAGUGUCAGUACGCCCUGGACGUAUCUCUGUCUAGUCUUGAGCCCGCUUCCUCUGGCUUAUUUUUCAGUUGCUUCUACAGUAGCAGCCGUAUCAUGCCACGACUACGAGCAGCGGAGAAUGAAUCUUCUUUGAUACGUAAGUCAAUGAAAAAGAUGAAAACCCUCUAUCUAUCUCUCAGAUAAUCUCCCCGUGGGUAGACGCGAAAACCAGGCCAAAGGUUUGCUUCCUGAAAGUCGACGCUAAAGCCGCCACCGCCGCCUCCCAAGCCGCAGACGAUUUUCGCGCCAGUCUGGCCCAGCAAGUGCAGCAGCAGUGUAACCCAGGCAGCGGAGCCAAGUACCGGGUGUUCGGCAUUGAUUGCCAGACCAUGAAGCAGGCCCAGUAUGUUUUCGAAACGGUGAGGAACGAAAAGGCGAAGCUGCCCACCGCGAGAGAGUUGUUGUUUGACCUGGACCUGCAGACUCAGCUGCCGUCGUUGCUUGGUGGUGGAAGGGUGCACCUGCCGAUCCCGAAUCUCCCGAACGAGCCCGACGAGGCGGACAUGGACGCCAGUCUGGCGCCGAGGCUGCCACCCGAAGUGGACGCCGCGAACGGGUCCGAGGACGUCGUGGAUGAAAACGAAAUGACCUUCGAGAAUGAAAACAAUGCCGAUCCCGCCGUCGACUUUCCCGUACCAGACGACACCAAGUUUGUUGCCGCAGAGUGAUAGUUUUACUUAGCUCCGGCUGGGUUUCGACCACGCUACUACCCCUUGGAGGGGCUUGGGUAGUCUUAUCAUUAUCAAUUUAGAUUCUAACUCGACGUCCUUGAUGCGCUGGUGCAAUUUAUCAUUGCUGCACCUUCGACGACCCGCGUGUAACUAAAGCGCUUACGCUGUUGACAGAGCGCAGCUACCCACUCACCUUUGAUAUUUCCCCUUUGUACAAUAGCUCCACCGUAAUUUUCAUUUUUCGUUCGAACAUGUUUCUAUUAUGAUGAGACCGGUCAAAUAGAUAUCCCUUGGGCAAAGCUUUCUUCGAUAAACGUUUGAAGAUGGGAUCACGGCUUUUCAAAUUUUCGUCAUACGAAACGAAAACGGAAAGUCGGGCGCCCAGCUUCUGGAGAACAACAAGAGUUGGAACGCGAACACACUGAAAAAUUACAAACAUUUGCAUCAAAGCUCAACGACAAGACCUUGGAGUGCCCUGGUCCAUCACAAAGUUGUCUUCCGUUCCAUUGCUGAUAUGGUCUUUCUUACCGGUCGUGUGCGGUGUGCUUCAGUCGUUCGCCGGGAGUAAGG